This is a messenger RNA of Oryzias latipes (Japanese medaka), 17812 nucleotides long. Lineage: Eukaryota; Metazoa; Chordata; Actinopteri; Beloniformes; Adrianichthyidae. The record is from RefSeq and is a predicted model, not a curated record.
AAUCGGGAACAGGUGAAAAAAAAUGCCAUUUGAAGAAGAUUAUAUUUGUGUGAGGGGCUGUAAACUAGCAUUAGAGCACAUAAACAGAGAACGCAGCAACGGGCAAGGUAAGGGGGCGGGGUUGCUCAUAACUCAGAGGCGAAUUUUUAAUGAGCUACUGCUCUGCAGAAUCUGUCCUAGAAAACGACACAGGUUUUUUGAUUUUUUUCUAAAAUUGGUAUCAUCAUAAUUAAAAGACCAAUGGGAAGGCUUUUAAAAUGGAUCAAAAGAUCAUCGGAGAGGAACUUUCAGUAAAAGAUGGGAGUGAUUUCAUUAAUCUGUAAGCCACAAUUUGUAUUUUCUCAAUAAAUGGCAAAAGAAAAAGAAAGAUCCCUUAGAAAAGAAGUUUUGAUUUCAAGAUCCAAAAAGAAGCUUUUUGUUAAAAAAUGCUUAACUUGAGACUGUUUGUUUCAGCGGGCAAGUCCAGGCCUAUUUGACUGGUGGAGCCAAGCUGAAUAAUGUCAUCAAAGCAUUGUUUAGGGCUAUUUAGGUAAUAGCUGAUGUUGUUUUUGUUUGACAUUUUACUCCCAAAUGAGCUUUGUUUCAUUGUGUUACCUGAGUAAAAGAGGCCCCUACCUCCAGACAAUGACAUGCCUAGAGGGCUAAGCAUAAUUUGUUCCUGGUUGUGCAGACCAGCGUUUAAGCAAAUGUGACUGUAGUGAAGGGGGAAAAGAAAAAAUGAAAAACCACAAUCAAAGUCUAACGAUGUCUUGUCCUGUGGAUCAAGAGGAUCACAUUCAUUCUUUGACAUCUGACCUCAUAGAUCCACUGAACUCCGUGACUUUUGGAUCAAACGAUCUUGAAAAAUCUGCAUCUUUGUGGUUUGUUCUAGUUUGAAAGGAGCUGUGAAAAGAUCAGAGCUUGAGUCAUAAAGGAGUCCAAAACCCAGAUAUUUAGUGAGCGUGUAAACACAACUUUGGCCAAAGAAAAGAGCGAGCUGAAAAAAUCCAGAUGUGGGGGACUGUGGACCAAUGGCAUGCACAGGUCUACAAUCUCUGUUUGUUCCUGAACAAAUUAAAGUCUUUCUUUGAGCCUGCUAUGGAUCAUUAUGCUGUUUUACACGCACACACUUUCCUCUUCUUCCUCCUCCUCCGCAUGCCUUCUUUCUCUUUUCUGUACUUACCCCAAAAACAAUUCUGACGUUGUGGGCACGCUUCAUAAUACCCUCAUCCUCACAGGCAUCACCAUCUUCAUCAUCAUCUGGAAAACAGCCGCUGGUUCUCCUCUAUUGCCUGUGCCGUUUACCCCCCCCCCCCUCCCCUCCUUACUUCCCUCCUUCCUUCCUUUGGAGCAAACUCACACACACAGACGCGCGCGCACACAUCUGGAAACAGUCAAGGCGUCUACAUGUGCUGAAAGGGGGGGUACCCCACGCUCUUGCUCUCUCCUUCUCUCUCGGUAUCACUGCAGAGCUGAGCUGCAGGGGCAGCAGAGGCAAACUCCCGCUCAGUGAGACACACCGAGAGGCUGACAGACAGACUGAGUCACAGGCGCACACGACCGGACCGUCAUGGACUGGAUCGGGGCAGAGAAACCAACACUCGGAUGAAGCAGGACGGCCUGGCUUUUGUUAUCUGGGGAGUCUGCUUUUUGGAAUAACCGACAGCCCGCGCGGGGAGGUUUAAGCCGUGAUGGAAUAUUUACACACCUUUCAUUUUCAAAAUUUCCUCCUCUCCUCUUCCUCCUCUUUUUCCUCCUCCUUCACCUCCACCUCCUCUGCUUCUUCAUCCUCUGCCAUUCUGAUGACACGCUGCUGAAGAUGCGCACGAAUGCGUCUUUUGCGCACUUCCAUUGCGACCGUCACUGACAGCGUCCGUUCUUUCUGACAUUUCCAAACCUCAGUUGUUUUCCCUUUUACCUAACCAGUGCGAAGACAAGGGGGAGAGGAGUGUGAAUUGAAUUGGACGCAGGGCUGGUUUCAUGUUUCUCGCCUAGGGCCCGGAUGUACCGAGGGAUGCACCGGUGCGUUUUCCCAACCGGUUCUGCCGAAAGCUCCCUCUUUUUUCUCGCCUUCACCUCCAUCAUGGGGAUUAGGUAAUAUUCACUCCAUCCAAAGCGACCCUCCCCAUAAACAAAAAUAACGGAUUACCCCCAAAACUGUCCGUGUCAGACAGUUUUUUUUCUUUUGUUACUCCUCUCCUUGUAUCAUUUCUUUAUUUUUGGGGGUCUUUUUCCCUCCCCCGGUUGGUUCCCUUUUCCUCCCUCUCUUCCCAUUCACCUCUAGGGAUAACACAGGACUACGUUUAUGGUAAAUGAUAGCAAAAACAUGUACAUCCCGGAGGACACCCUUGAGAACCAUCAAGGCUCCGAUUACUCUCCCCCUACGCUUCCUCGUCCCCCUCAUCCAGGCCUGACAAACGAGCACAGUGGUGUCGAGAGCCAUGGCGAUCGAAGUGGAGGAGGGGGCGGGCCCAACCACGGAGUGGGUGUGGUUGGUCUUGCACCUGAGCACAUCCCCACACCAGGGGCAGCCCUGAGCUGGCAGGCGGCCAUCGAUGCUGCGCGGCAGGCAAAGAUGAUGGGCAAUGCCGCGUCAGGUGGAGGAACAGGACUUGGGUCGGGAGGGGGCGGGCCCAUCUCUACGGCCAGUUCCACGCAAAGGAAAAGACAGCAUUAUAGCGCCAAACCCAAGAAACAGACCACAACGACAGCCACAAGGCCGCCGCGGGCUCUGCUCUGUCUCACACUCAAGAACCCUAUCCGCAGAGCCUGCAUCAGCAUCGUAGAGUGGAAACCAUUUGAGAUCAUCAUCCUGAUGACCAUCUUUGCUAACUGUGUGGCCUUAGCCGUCUACAUCCCUUUUCCCGAGGAUGACUCGAAUGCCACCAACUCCAACCUGGAGCGCGUGGAGUAUCUGUUCCUCAUCAUUUUUACAGUGGAGGCGUUCCUGAAGGUUAUAGCCUACGGCCUGCUCUUCCACCCCAACGCCUACCUGAGGAAUGGCUGGAAUCUGCUCGACUUUAUCAUUGUAGUUGUAGGGUUAUUCAGUGCAAUUCUGGAGCAGGCCACAAAGGGGGAUGGGGCCACUCCUAUUGGAGGAAAGGCAGCCGGUUUCGAUGUCAAGGCUCUGAGAGCUUUCAGAGUACUCAGACCUCUAAGACUGGUCUCCGGAGUACCGAGUUUACAGGUAGUGUUGAACUCUAUAAUCAAAGCCAUGGUCCCUCUGCUCCAUAUUGCCCUGUUGGUCCUCUUUGUCAUCAUCAUCUAUGCCAUAAUUGGCCUGGAGCUCUUCAUGGGCAAGAUGCACAAGACCUGCGUUCACAACCACACAGGCCUAAAUGCAGAGGAAAAGCCAGCACCGUGCGCUCCUGAUGGUGCCUACGGCCGACACUGCACACAGAAUGGAACCCAGUGCAGAGUGGGAUGGGAGGGUCCAAACGAUGGCAUCACCAACUUUGACAACUUUGCCUUUGCCAUGUUAACAGUGUUUCAGUGUAUAACAAUGGAAGGCUGGACAGACGUGUUGUACUGGAUGCAGGAUGCUAUGGGCUAUGAGCUGCCAUGGGUCUAUUUUGUCUCUCUCGUCAUCUUCGGCUCUUUUUUCGUUCUCAAUCUCGUUCUGGGGGUGUUGAGCGGAGAGUUUUCUAAGGAAAGAGAGAAGGCCAAAGCACGCGGUGACUUCCAGAAACUCAGAGAAAAACAGCAGCUAGAGGAAGACCUAAAGGGCUAUUUAGACUGGAUCACUCAGGCUGAAGACAUUGACCCAGAAAACGAAGAGGAGGGUUUAGAUGACGACAAACCAAGAAACCGUAAAAAUCAUCAUUUUCUCUCUCUUCGUGGAGCAGUGAAGAAAAAUGCGGCUUUCCUUCGUAAGGCGUUGAGCAUGCCAGCCAGUGAGAAUGAGUCAGUCAACACAGACAACCCCCCAGGGGGAGAUGUAGAGGGGGAGACCUGCUGCACCCGGCUAGCAAUUAGGAUCUCCAAAUCCAAGUUCAGCCGUUACUCCCGAAGAUGGAACAGGCUGUUCAGGAGGAAGUGCCGUGCAGCUGUCAAAUCCCAGGUUUUCUAUUGGCUGGUCAUCUUCCUGGUUUUCCUCAACACUCUGACCAUUGCUUCUGAACAUCACCGGCAGCCUCAGUGGCUCACAGAUGUACAAGACAUAGCCAAUAAAGUAUUACUAGCACUUUUCACUGGUGAGAUGCUGUUAAAGAUGUACAGUCUUGGUCUCCAGGCAUACUUUGUUUCCCUCUUCAAUCGGUUUGACAGUUUCGUAGUGUGCGGAGGAAUCCUGGAGACAAUUUUAGUAGAAACAAAGAUCAUGUCUCCUCUCGGCAUUUCUGUCUUACGAUGUGUACGCUUGCUCAGAAUCUUCAAAAUAACCAGGUAUUGGAACUCCCUGUCCAACCUGGUGGCUUCCCUGCUGAACUCUGUUCGAUCCAUCGCCUCCCUGCUCCUCCUGCUCUUCCUCUUCAUCAUUAUUUUUUCCCUGCUGGGCAUGCAGCUUUUUGGGGGAAAGUUCAACUUUGACGAGACAAGGCGCAGCACCUUUGACAACUUUCCCCAGUCUUUGCUCACCGUGUUUCAGAUUCUAACAGGAGAGGACUGGAACUCUGUGAUGUAUGAUGGCAUUAUGGCGUAUGGUGGUCCGUCUUUUCCGGGCAUGCUGGUCUGCAUCUAUUUCAUCAUUCUGUUCAUCUGCGGAAACUAUAUCCUACUGAAUGUCUUCUUGGCCAUUGCUGUCGACAAUCUGGCAGAUGCAGAGAGUCUGACCUCAGCCCAGAAGGAGGAGGAAGAGGCAAAGGAGAGGAAGAAACUGGCCAGGCUUGCUAGUCCUAAGAAACAUGAAGAGAAUGAAAAACCACCUUUAGAAGAAAAGAAGAGUGAAAAGAUAGAGCUGAAGUCAAUUACCUCAGAUGGAGAAACCAAUCCAGCUACAAAGAUCAGCAUGGAUGACUGCUGUGGAGAUGAGAAUGAAGAAAAGAACCCAUACCCUGCAAAUGAUUACAUUGGCGAUGAUGAUGAGGAGGAGCCAGAAAUGCCAGUGGGCCCAAGGCCGCGUCCACUCUCUGACAUCCAUCUAAAGGAGAAGGCCGUUCCCAUGCCUGAGGCCCGCGCAUUCUUCGUCUUCAGCCACACUAACAAAUUCAGGGUUCUGUGCCAUAAGAUCGUCAACCACAACAUCUUCACCAACCUCAUCCUCUUCUUCAUCCUGCUCAGCAGCAUCAGUCUCGCGGCAGAGGACCCAGUCAAGAACGACUCAUUCAGAAACCAGAUCCUGGGGUAUGCAGACCAUGUCUUCACUGGACUCUUCACGAUAGAAAUUAUUCUUAAGAUGACGGCUUAUGGAGCCUUCCUUCACAAAGGCUCAUUCUGUAGAAACUAUUUCAACAUCCUGGACUUAGUUGUGGUCAGUGUGUCCCUCAUCUCCUCUGGAAUACAGUCCAGUGCAAUUAAUGUUGUAAAGAUCUUGAGAGUCCUGCGAGUGCUCCGACCACUGAGGGCCAUCAACAGAGCCAAAGGACUGAAGCAUGUGGUGCAGUGCGUGUUUGUGGCAAUCAGGACCAUUGGCAACAUCGUCAUCGUCACCACGUUGCUCCAGUUCAUGUUCGCUUGUAUUGGAGUGCAACUCUUUAAGGGGAAGUUUUUCUACUGCACGGACAGCUCCAAGCAGACUCAGGCAGAGUGCAGGGGUUCCUACAUCAUGUAUAAAGAUGGAGACGUGGGAAAGCCAGGAAGAUCCCCAAGAGUUUGGGAGAACAGUGACUUCAACUUUGACGAUGUUCUGCAAGGCAUGAUGGCUUUGUUUGCAGUGUCUACUUUUGAGGGCUGGCCUGGGUUACUGUACCGAGCCAUAGACUCUCAUUCUGAGGAUGUUGGGCCCAUCUACAACUACCGUGUGGUCAUUUCCAUCUUCUUCAUCAUUUACAUCAUCAUCAUUGCUUUUUUCAUGAUGAACAUCUUCGUCGGUUUCGUCAUCGUCACAUUCCAGGAGCAGGGGGAGCAAGAAUAUAAGAACUGUGAGCUGGACAAGAACCAGCGUCAGUGUGUGGAGUAUGCCCUCAAGGCUCGUCCUCUGCGCCGCUACAUCCCCAAGAACCCAUACCAGUACAAGGUGUGGUAUGUGGUCAACUCCACCUACUUUGAGUACCUGAUGUUCACACUCAUUCUUCUCAACACCAUCUGUCUGGCCAUGCAGCAUCAUGGGCAGACCAAAAACUUCAAUGAUGCAAUGAACAUCCUCAACAUGCUUUUCACUGGGCUGUUCACUGUCGAAAUGAUCCUUAAGCUCAUCGCCUUCAAACCCAGGGGGUACUUUAGUGAUCCCUGGAAUGUGUUUGAUUUCCUCAUCGUAAUUGGCAGCAUAAUAGACGUCAUUCUCAGUGAAAUCAACCCAGCUGACUCCUCCUCGUCCUCGUCCUCUUCGUCCUCCUCUUCCUCCUCUUCCACCUCUCACCCCCCUGUGGUAAGGCCAAUGGGACUGCAGAACUCAGAAGAGAACGCCAGGAUCUCCAUCACCUUCUUCCGACUGUUCCGCGUGAUGAGGCUGGUGAAGCUGCUUUCUCGCGGGGAAGGGAUUCGGACCCUGCUGUGGACCUUCAUCAAAUCUUUCCAAGCCCUGCCCUACGUAGCUCUGCUUAUAGUGAUGCUCUUCUUCAUAUACGCUGUCAUUGGCAUGCAGAUGUUUGGUAAAAUAGCGUUGCGGGAUCUCUCACAAAUCAACAGGAACAACAACUUCCAGACAUUCCCUCAAGCAGUGCUGCUGCUCUUCAGAUGUGCGACAGGCGAGGCAUGGCAGGAGAUCAUGCUGGCGUGUUCACCCAACCGACCCUGUGAGAAAGGGUCAACCAAUGAAAACAGCACCGCCAGUGAGGAAUGUGGCAGCCAGUUUGCCAUCAUUUACUUCGUCAGCUUCUACAUGCUUUGUGCCUUUUUGAUCAUCAAUCUAUUUGUGGCUGUAAUUAUGGACAACUUUGACUACCUGACACGGGAUUGGUCGAUCUUGGGACCGCACCAUCUUGAUGAAUUCAAAAGAAUCUGGGCUGAAUAUGACCCAGAAGCUAAGGGUCGAAUAAAACAUCUUGAUGUAGUCACUUUGCUGCGGAGAAUUCAGCCUCCUCUGGGAUUUGGAAAGCUCUGCCCACACAGGGUGGCUUGCAAGCGUCUGGUGUCAAUGAACAUGCCUCUGAACAGCGAUGGAACGGUGAUGUUCAAUGCCACACUGUUCGCAUUGGUCAGAACUGCCCUCAGAAUCAAAACUGACGGAAACUUGGAGCAAGCUAAUGAGGAACUGAGGGCAAUUGUAAAAAAGAUCUGGAAAAGAACAAGCAUGAAACUCCUGGAUCAAGUAGUGCCCCCUGCUGGUGAUGAUGAGGUUACAGUCGGGAAGUUCUAUGCUACUUUCCUCAUCCAAGAGUAUUUCCGCAAGUUUAAGAAGAGGAAAGAACAGGGGCUGGUGGGCAAGGUGCCCCCCAAAACUGCACUCUCUCUGCAGGCAGGCCUGCGGACAUUGCAUGACAUUGGUCCAGAGAUUAGAAGGGCCAUCUCGGGAGACCUGAAUGUGGAGGAGGAAAUGGAUAAAGGGAUGAAGGAACCUGUGUCAGCAGCAUCUGAGGAUGAUAUCUUCAGGGUAAAGCGUUCUGGUGGCUUGUUUGGCAACCAUGUCAACUACUACAACCAAAGCGAUGGCCGCAGCUCCUUCCCACAGUCCUUUACCACCCAGCGUCCUUUGCAUAUCAGCCAGAAAGGCUCCCCUUGCGAAGGCGAAAGCCCAUCCCACGAGAAACUUAUGGACUCAACCACCUUUACCCCUUCCUCCUACUCAUCAUCAGGCUCCAACGCCAACAUCAACAACGCCAACAACACCAGCGUGACUGGCGUGGCCAACCAGGGUGUCAGUCGAUUUCCGAGCCCUUCUAUAAGCACUGUAGAUGGACACACUGGGCAGCCACUGACACCCAUCCUGCUGCCAAGGUCCGCAUGGUGCUUCCCUCCAAAAAGGAUGUUUUAUGACACCCUCAUGCGCUCCGACUCCAGUGACAGUCAUCUGCCAAUCAUCCGGAGAGGGGAGGGGUCAACAGAGGAGACGUAUGAUGAGAGCUAUGGUGACGACAGAGAGUACCACGAAGAUGAUCACUCGCUUUCGUCUGACAUGUUGGUGUAUCAUGAUGACACAUGCAGGCAGCUAACUCCCAUGGAGGAAGCAGAAGAAGUAGAAGGAAGAAGAGGAAGUGGAGGGUGGCAGUCUCCACGAAGAGUCUUCCUCUGUCCAACCUCUCUGGGACGGAGAUCGUCCUUCCACCUGGAGUGUCUCCGGAGACAACCAAGGCCAGAAGUCUCUCAGAAGACGUCUGCACCUUUACAUCUUGUACAUCACCAGGCUCUAGCAGUGGCCGGGUUGAGUCCUCAGCUGAGAAGGAGUCACUCACCCAACCUGUUUAGCCGGCUGUGCUCAACGCCUCCAGCCAGUCCUGCAGCCCACUGCAGUGAUGCCUCCUAUCAGGGAGUUCCCUCUUUGAGGCUAGAGGGCUCCAACUCUCAUGAAAAGCUCAAUACCAGCUUGCCUUCUGUCAGCUGUGGGCCCUGGUACAGCGACAGUAACGGGAACAGCCGGGUACCCAGCCCCAGCCCCAGCGUGUCAGCGUCCAGUCAAAGAGCUCCACGGCCAGUGUCGCUCACCGUACCCUCACUUUUGGGGAAGGACUCCACUUCGCUGUCUCAUGGGAGCGCGGGCAGUCUGGUAGAAGCGGUCCUGAUAUCAGAAGGUUUGGGCCAUUUCGCCCAGGAUCCUUCGUUCAUUGAGGCAACCAAAGUCGAGUUGGCUGAUGCCUGCGACAUGACAAUAGAGGAAAUGGAACAGGCUGCCAACAACAUUCUCAAUGGCAAGAAUGCCUCAAACCCCUCACCCAGCACCUCUUCCACCUCUCAGCACAGUCCAAACGGCAGCCUUCAUCCCUUCCACACAACAGCAGCAUCAACACAAAGGGACCGAGUGGCUGGCUUGACCUCUAGCGAAGAUGGGGCAGAAGCUGCAGGAAACAGAAUCUCCAUACAUGGGCCGUCCUCUAUAGAGGAGCGGCAGGAGUUGCUAGCCACGGAAAGAGGCCAAGAAGAGGAGGAGGAAGAGGUGACGCGGAGGGAAAAGCACCAUAGAAAUUCUGCUGUCAUUGCAGGAGCGCGACAGAGGGACAGUGGGCUUUUGGAGGACGAGGAUAUGGAAUGUGUAACGAGUUUGUAGGGGUUGAGAGAGUUCAUUGGGCAAAUGGCCCCUCUGACAUCAUCAGAGAGCGACGGCGCCAGUGCUGUUCGGCAGCAGUGCUGCAGCUGGUUGUGUUUGUCCCUGCGCACUCACACAUUGUCGCUCUGGACAAAGGCGACCAGUGAUGCAACCUUGAACACAUGACUUGUUGGUUUCUGAGCUAGUAUGUAUGUGAAUAUUUGUAGUAAAUUAUAUGAGACUAUAUAUUAUCUGAGCGUAUGGGAGUGUGAGUGUGACUUUCUCUAUCUGUGUGUGUUUGUGUGUGUUCUCCACACGUGUCUGAGUGUGGCUCUGAAGUGCCUCACAGUUUUAUCAUGUCCUCAAAGUAUGAAAAGCAGAAAAAGUAGGGAGAAGCAAAAAAGAGAAAAAACAGGACAAAAUGAAAGAAAGAGAAGACAAAGACGGCAGGAAAUCCUUUUAUGGAUUUUCUGAAAAUGACCCAGUAUGUUAAUGUGUUCAUGUCCUAUGCUUACUGUGGUGGUGUGUCACUGUUGUUUGUCUGGCCGCCUUGACGCCAGCUAGGGGACAGCAGACCUGCGUGUUGAGGGAUCAAUCAAGGAUCACAAUCUGACCACGCCCGCUCUGGGUCAAAGGUCACCUCCUCAUUCUUUGUUUAGCCAAUAACAAAGCGCUGUAUUGAGUACAACAGGGGCUGGGAAACCCCUGUUUGAAGUCUCAUUUCUCCUCCUCUUCCAAAGCUACAGAACCUUGGAGCACAACCCUGCCAACCCAAAAAUGGGAUUAAGGUGUGCAUCGCCCCAGUCACCGGGGGGGAAAGUAUUUGAGGGAUGGUCCCACAGGGCUGCUAGAAGGGGCCACAAGAAGAGAAAGAUACUCCGCUCUACUGGAUGUGUGCCAGCUCUUCUUUUUGCAAGCAAGAGAGAAAUUCACCUCGUCUGUCACGGUACUUUAAUCUGGCCUCAAACCCUCCACCGCAUUCCCCCGUUUGGUCCCACCUUCUUGCUGCCCCAAACGGGAAAUGAGAGGAGCAUUUUGGUGGAUAAUUGGAAACAGUGAGCCCCCUUCUCUGCCUGAUACCUCAUCACCCCUCACUACCUUUCCUCGAUACUUUUUCUAUCAUCUUUGCCUAUUUUACCAUUUCUGUAGUUUUUUUCUUUCUCUGCGCUUUGGGAGGCGUGUCUUUGUCAAGCAGGACUUAGAUGGCGGGGUGGAAGAAAAGGAGGGAAGUGACUGUUUAUAAAAACACUCCAGGCAAGUGGGGGGGGUCUAUACUGGAUCUGCCAUCAAUCAACCGUACUUCCUGCUCCAAGACCUGCCUCUUCCUCUCAGUUAGGAAUCCUUCUGGAUUUGCUGCCACACACUCCAUGUGCAGACCAAGCCCACUAUGUAUUUAACCUUUUUAUUAUGUGCAAAACUGAUUAGCCAUGAUUUUUUCUUUUUUAAUACUCAUGAACAUCAGUGUUUUAAUUUAUCUUUGAGUCGUUUGCAAAAUUGGGGUGCUGGUCUUAUAAAUGUAUUUUUGCUUGGUUUAUUUUUUAGGAGAAUUUAAGAGGUUUAAAGUACAGAAGCAGGGCGUAGUGUCUGCGUGCAAGUCUAUAAACUAUAUUUCUGUGUGCGGGUGUAUGUCUGCAUUUUAGUACAGGAUGUUAGUGUGCACGAGUGUGGGAGAUGUGUAACUAUAGGAGAGAGGGGUCUCCUCUCUAUCAGUAUGCACCUUUUACAGAUUGUAUCUAUUUAUUUAUUUAUUUUUCCCAGAAGAGAAAAAAAAUGUGAGAAUGUGUGCGUGUUUGUGUAUUCUAAAAAGCCGAUUUUAAGCCUAGACAGUCAUUUAAGGUAGCAUUUUUAAAAAAGUACGUCGUUGUGUAGGGUGCGUGGGAGCGGAGCUGUCUUUGUGCGUAUUAAUGGGCCUCCAUAACACAGGGUUACCAUGGACAGGCAUGCUUCCACUUUUACUUUUCAGCCAAGCUGCAGAGUGAGAGUCGCUCUGUCUUUGAACACUAGCCAUCGGGUAACUUUUUCUUUACUGUCCCAUUUAGACGUUUGGCGUAAGGUCUUUAGGGAGGUCAUAAGGUUAGAGGCCUUUUGGCAAUUGCUGCUUUUUCUGAUGGAUGGUUGCUCUGAAUGACAGAAGCACCAAACUUCAUACUGCCAUAACAACCCUUUUGUCAAAGCACUGGGGCUUUAUGUCCUAAUUUGCUCAGCUGUAACACCCAUAUCAUAUAUUAUACUUUUUUAAUGGAAGGUAACCACCCAAAAAAAAUUAUUAGGGCUUGUGUAGGGGUACUGUAAGACAUCUGAAUUACACACAUUUGUCUAUUAGAUUAAAAUAAACAAUUUAAUUUAGGAGUACCAUUAGAAAGAGAAUAACUCUCUGUGUCAUUUCAUUUAUUUGUAAAUCUGGUAGGAGUAAAAUUAUUGUAGAAAAUAUCAUGUUUUUUUGCCUAAACUGCAAAAUAUCCAGUGAAAAAGUAUCCAAAAAGACUUUUUUUUCUGCAGCUUGAAUAAGCUGUAGAUGUCUGGCUCAGAUUUAUCAUCGUUUUUAUUAUAUGUUUUUGCUAUUCAGUCAUAAUUUGAUUCACCUUAAAUUAAUUGACAGUCAGGUGUGUUUGCAAAAACAUCACAAAGGACAGAAUAUUUUUUUGAAUCCCUCUCUUAGCCGUAGUGAUGUUCUUUAUCUUUUUGAAAAUAAUGUAAAAUUGUUAAAAGCCUUAAUGCCCUCUAAAAAUGAUAGGUAGUUUGGAAAAAUAAAGAUCGGUUGCUGUGUGAAACAUCAGCUUCAAUCAGGAGAAAUGUUUAAAAAUAUGUAUUUUUUAGGCAUUUAAACUCUCUUUUUUUCCUUUCAAGAAAAAUCAUUUCGAUCAUUAGAGCAUCUUUCCCAAUUCAUGUCUCUCUGUUUUUUUUAGUUGACACGUGUAAACCGGAGCAGAUUAGUGGCAGGAAUGAGUAUGCAUAAACACACUGCCAUACACUGCAUCCUGUGCCAGACUUCUGUCAUUUUUAUGCAAUCUAAAUAUUGAUGUUUGGUUUAUGUGGCAGAACUUGUUUUGAGGUGAAAUUCCUAUUAUGACCCUUUAAAAGUAAAAGUCACCAAAUUAGGAUGUUUGACAUUUUCAAAGACAUUUUUAGUAUUUCUUUGAGGCAUUUUAAAAUGUUGAAAAGCAAAAGUAUGAGUUUUUGUCUUCCUAAUCUACUUUCUAUUACCAAUCAGUGUUGAAAGACAAAAGGACCCUGCUCUUAUCAAUGAACUGUGAUUGUUUUUGGUCAAUAAAAAAGACUGAGUUUCUAAAGAUUAAUAUAACAGACAUUUGAAAUGUAGUUUUUGUGUCCAAGCUGCUGCAUUUUACCCCAUAAUGUAGCUCCAGUUGAAUGUUAAUCUCUGGAUUAGAUCAAAAAUCAUGAAUGACUCGAUUCUUGAACAAAAGCAAAGUUUCCAACAACAGAAAAAGACUUUAAUUCUUAAAAUCAUUUUUUUAAUUGUCAUAUAGUUAUCCUCUGUUUUCUAGGAUAGUGUUCAUAGACAAAAACAAAGAAAUUUCCUGCAUUGUAAAAGAUCCACACCAGGCUCACUGUGUGUAAAUCAAAUCUCUGAUGGGUUAGUGAGACUCACAGACGCCCCCUGUGUGCCGUGGAGCAGCGCUGCUGCUUUUCUGUGCUUUGUGGGUCAGCAUGAACUAUGAAGUGUUGUGUUGCAGUACGAUGCUUAAAGUGGGUGUACUCCUGCAACCCACAAGAUAUGCAAAAACAAUGCAAUAACUAUGACUGUGUACACGGUUCCCGAAGUAAACACACUUGUGAAAAAUGUCUAACAAGAUCCGCAUCAUGAAGGUUUCUUUUGUUUGUUUGUUUGUUACAUUUAUAAGUGAACUCAGUGGUUUCCACACCUGACAUACUUGAAAUCAGGUACAGUACGUUACAGUGCAGUAUAGUAAAAUUGUAUUUUAUUCUCUUUCCCAUGGCAGGGCGGGGUGUUGGUCAAAAACGUUUAUUGAGACAAUGAUCUGAAACCAGCGUUUUGCUUGUGGAUCAUUGUAUGGCGACCUGAGAGGUUUGUUUUUCCUGUCUCAACACUUUUUUGACUGCAUCUUUUUCUUCUUAUUCUUGGUUUUUAACGAGUUUAUCUGUGUACCAUCAGUGAUGCAUGAGGUUCCCACUUUCAGUCAGCUUUCCAAUAAGGUUGAAUAUCAUAUCACAUUAUUACAGAGUAGCUUUUUCUAUUUAUUGUACAUAGACUGACUGAAGUCGGUAUCGCGAGAUACAUGUUUGAAUUUAAAGAAGCAGAGGGGAUUUUGCAUAUCUUGUGUUUUCUGGGCCCAGACAUAUCUGAUUUUAUUUAACCUUUAAAGGACAGAUGCACAGCGAUUGAAACUAGAGUAAGGUGUCAUGAAAACCCACUUGUUUUUGAUACAGUUAUUGGAAAUUAAAGCUAUGUUUUUGCUGCAAAGUUGAGGAUCUGGAUUUAUAUUCUGUACUUUUUGGACAUUUUUUCCCUCCUAGUCUCAGAUAACCCUGCAGCCAUUGUCAUGGCAUACCGUGCUUACUGGUCCUCUAUGUAGUCUUCAUCACUCUAUAUAAAACGUUUUGAGCUUUCUUCACACCUAUACACGUACCCACUUUAAAUCCAUUUGAAACACAGGAUGAGCAUGUUUUUUGUUCAUCCUGACAGUAACAGCUGAUCAGAUAAUUAGCAGGACCUGCGAGGAUGUUGCAUUCAGCAUGGAUCCUGUUAAUCAGCGUGCACCAAGCUGAGGCUCUGGAGCCAUCAGAACACGUCCCCCUUUAGUCCUCCAUGGUACUGCUGUUGUAUUUGUGCGCACUUGUGCUGCUUCAUACAGCUUCAUCGAAUGAAAGCGGUCACCAUGCAGCCCAGAUUUAUUUGGGUUCCUCAAGUGAAGUGGGACAGAGCAGAGGCUUGUUGUUGAAUCUGUUUGGUGGUCUUGUAAAGACUCGAGGGACAACUGUUUGAAAAGAGGAUUUGAGGAGGAGGAGGGUGGCUGGAAGUUUGCUGAUUUAAGAUCUGACCUUUUGAAUUGUGUUAAAGUAAUGUCUCAUGUGCAUGGGUUUAGAGAUGUAAAAUAUUGGUCCUAUUUAACUGAUGACAUUUUGUCUCACCACUAGCCAUUGAUUGUAUAUUUUUCUAUAAUAUAUAAAUUAAAAAUAUCUAUAAACAUACAAUAUUUAAUCACCACAGUUUAGAAUAAGGAACGGGCUGGACACUUUGAUGGAAAUGUAGUUAGGAAAAUUUGGAUUUCCAUUAUAUUGAGAGUAUUUUUAACCAAAAAGCGAUGGAAUAUCCUCAGCAGGCUUUAGGACCUAGGAAUUAUCUUUUUUAGCUUUUGGAGUUUUGCAUUCAAGAAAAAUGUAAAAAUCUAAAGGCUAAUUUACUGAUUGGAUUUUAAAAAUAAAGAUCUGUCCAUCAUUUGUGCUUAUUAGGAAAUGUGAUUUGCUGGACAAUUUGAAUCCACGCUGCAAAUGGAGUUGAACAAGUCUGUGCUUGUGUUUUUUUAUGUUUUGUGGAGAAAAGUCUUAAACUCAUCAACCUACAAACAGCCUGUCCUCGUCUGGUCAUCCUUCUACUGUAGCAUUGAGAGUUGUGUCUCUCAGCUAGUCCGACAUCAGCAAAAUACUGCACACCUUUGAAAAAUAAAAAACACACACACAUUUUCCCAGCAACAAACCAAAAAUUCCUCCUAAAGGACUGGAUCUUUAUUAGUUUUUAGUUAUUCAAACAGUGUAGCUUUGUUUCGUUGUUUUUUUUAUGUUUCUUACAAAAUGGAUUUGGAGGACUUGAACUACAUCAUGUGUAGGAAAAAGCCGCUCAUCUGCUUUUUAUACAGACGAGGAAGCAAAGACGUAGUUCAUAGCACCUGGCCAGUUCUUUUUACAUCCGUUUAAAUAUGAACUUAUAUUUUUAAAGAUAAAAAUCUAAAAGCAUUUACACUUGUUUUCAUAUAUGCAAAAGCGUGUUGGAUUCAGCUUGUAAAGCACUUGCAGAGGAAUUUCUAGAGCUGAUGGUCAUUUCCGCCGAGGUGACACGGCGCCACAAACAUGAAGUGAGGAGAUUUUGUGGAGAAAAGCUGCUUUAUAUCAAUAAGAUUUUAAACACUAAUAAAAGUUCUAAACACAUGCCAUUUAGGGAGUGUGUGUUUAAGUUACAGAUUUUAGUAGAUUUGUAAUUUUUUCCAUUUAAACCUCCGUAUGUGGAUCUGUCAGGGCUGCAGAGAAGCAUAUCAUAAAUUCUUGUAAAUCAAAGUUGUGAUUAUGACCAAAAUAUUUUAAGAGGACUAUUUUAAAUAUAUAUUUUGUUAUUUUUUUCUAGUAGGAAUUACCCUAGCCUGUUGAUGAGGGAAUCUAAAUGAAAGUUUGGUUCCCUGGACACUAAGACAAUCCUCUUGGUUUGUCUGUACUGUCAUUCUCAAGUCCAAUGAAAGCUUUUGAACGAUUACAGAGAGGAAAUUGCAGAAUAUAUUACUAGUAUAUACAAUUUUAUCAAGAAGGUAUCUUAUAUUUUAGUUAUCAAUUCAUAAAGAAUAUGUAUUUAAAUGGCAGUAUGGUGCAGAUUUAAAUAAAAAUCCCAUUUCAGAGGCUAUGUGAGGUUUUAAAAACCGACUAAAAAGGCUUCCAAUGUAAGUUAUGGUUAGAGAUAAGUUUGUUUUAGCUAAAAAAUCUUAGUUUGCUGCUUUUACAAGAGUUUUAGAGAAAGAAGUUCUUGAAUUGCAUGACAAAGGCAGCAUUUUUCUCUGUUCAGCAGUGUAUGAUCACAGGAAUUAUGCUUUGAGGGUUUGUGAGAGUUUUUUGCAUUAACACACAAUAUGCACAUUAUAUUUAUUACCUGGACAAAUUGAGUCAUAUUAGUUUGUACUACUCUCCUACUGCAUUUUUCUUGGACAGGAAGCGUGACCUGUUUUAUCUGUUGGGCCAUCAUAUCAGAGAUUGGUGCUUGACUGAUAAAAAUAUUUUAAAAUAAAAGAGCUAUAAACAGAAAAAGUCAAAUGUAUUAAUUGUGUAGCAGCUCACAUAGCAGCACCUUUACAUGAAUACUUAGGAUGACUGUUUUGAUGUGUCCUCACAAACCUUGUGUUUAGCCUUUAAUUCUUUAGAGUUAUGCAAACUUGAUGAACCCCAAAUUGUAAAAAAUCCAGAAGACCAGUUUUUAUUUUUAGAAAGCAAUCCCAAACCCUUUGCGUGUGAUAAUGGCCGAUUUUUACUGAAGUGUUUCGAACAGGAUGGGUGUGGCAGCAGUGAUAAGAUGUGAUUCUGGUGUCUCAAAAGCCUGCUCUUAUUAAAACCAUGAAUGUUUCUGCCUGCCUGCUCAUUAUCUCUUAUUGUUGCAUACAGCCAUUUCUGUAUAUCACAAUGCACCUCAAAUGAUAAUUAGUUUUACAAAAUUAUCCUUUGAAUGUAAAGACAGUGAUGCUCAUACUCAUGUCUGGAAAAGGUGCUUUUCUUUUUCAGUUAAACAGAGAAAUAUAUUUUAGAUUGAAAGAAAAUUGACGUAUUUGCUUUGCUCAACCCUGAAGUGAUUUGACUUUUUUUUAGAGCACAAAGAGUUAGAAAAUGAAAGCUCGCCUUGUGUGUAUGUACGGAAAAAUGCAGCUUUAAUGGAUAAAAGCAUUCUUUUCUUUGGUGAGUUGCAUCUUGUCUUGAGGAGAUCAGUACACAGCAGUGUUUCUUGAAUGCUUUGUUCCACCAUGGCUUGUGGAAAGUGCCAGAGCUGUGCGGCUCCACUCACGCCCACUCAUCAGUGUCUUAUGAUCCUGUCCAUCGUCAUCGGUCACUACUCAUGCAAAAGUGUAAAAGGGCCUUUGACAGGACUGAGCAGUUUGUUUUCAUUUCUUUUAAGUCAGGGAGAAGUCUGUUAGUCCUAUAUUUUAUUUGGGUUUUUUUGGGAGAAAAGCCGUUCACAAAGAGACCAAUUUCUUGUAAUAUUAGUAGUGACGCUACUAUUUAUUGUAGUAUUUAAUAACAGCACUAUUUAUGGUCAAAAUAAUGAAUUAAAGUGUGUCAUUGUGCUUGCAGUAGCUUUGGAGGCAGGUGGUCAUUCUGUAACUGAGUUCUUAAGCAUAAGCCACUCCCUCUCCUCUAGCAGGACGUAUUUCAUUGGUUCUAAGGUUGCUAAGUGACACUGGCCCAACAUCAUUUGGUUUCCUUAGUUACCAUUUGUCUCCUCGGAGAGGACAGCAUGGUCUCACAAUUGACAUACCCUUUUCUUUUUCUUCUCCUCGUUCUUUUCUAGAGGUAGAAUUUCUUUUUCAUUUUUGUUUUUUCAUUUUAGAUUUUAGAAAGGGAAAGAAUACAAAUUAAAUAAAUCAGAAUAUUAAUUCAAUCACUUUUUCUACUCCUAUUUUCAAUAAAAAGUUAAAUGGAAAAAAAAAGUUGAUAUGUAAAUAUAUCGUGUACAGUUUGUAUCUGUAACUUGUCAGUCUGUCAUUGGUGACAGAGUCUGUCUUGCUUAUAACGCACGCUACCAGUAAAUAAAAAAGGAAAAAGUAUAUUUAGACUGUAUGGUCCCUUGAAAGCAAGUUUUAAAUUAAUAUCUGAUGUAUAUUCCUGUAACAUUGCAUUUUUAUCUGAGGAAUGAUGUUAUUAAAAAACUGCAAAUAAAUUGCAUUUCCUACA